Molecule: messenger RNA, 792 nt
Organism: Acanthosepion pharaonis
Lineage: Eukaryota; Metazoa; Mollusca; Cephalopoda; Sepiida; Sepiidae
Source: the annotation of a GenBank genome assembly
AUGCUAAGGACCGAUGCUUUUCAACCAACUGUAAACGUCGAAGGAUUCUUUUCAACCAACUACUGUUCAAUAUCUAUCUAUCUAUCUAUCUAUCUAUCUAUCUAUCUAUCUCUGUUUGAGACUCUUAUCUAUUUCUAUCAUACUGUUCAUUAUCUAUAUCUAUCUUUUGUCUGUUUGAGACAAAUUAUUCAUUAUCUAUUUGUCUAUCUGUUUGAGACUGUUCAAUAUCUAUCUAUCUAUCUAUCUAUAUCUAUGUUUAUUAUCUAUCUAUCUAUCUAUCUAUCUAUCUAUCUGUUUGAGACUGUUCAUUAUCUAUCUAUUUAUCUAUCUAUAUAUCUGUCUAUGUUUAUUAUCUAUCUAUCUACCUAUCUAUCUAUGUGUGUCUGUUUGAGACUGUUCAAUAUCUAUCUAUCUAUCUAUCUAUCUAUUAGAACUAAAUAUCUCAAAACAAAUAAACAAAAACACGUUAAGUCAUCGAGCACAUUUUCCAACAACGUAAUAACUCAACUUUUUAUAUCUAUCUAUCUAUCUAUCUAUCUAUCUAUCUAUCUAUCUAUCUAUCUAUCUAUGUUGCAAAUUUACGCCAAUCGUGAUGUGCAUUCAACAGACUUGAUAAAGCCAGGCGUGCAUUUUGAUCGUUCAGCUUCCCUAUUUAAGAAGAAGCACAUCUCUGAUUUGAAACCCUCGAAAUCCAUGCCUGUUAACAUUGUUUUCGUCCCCGACACAUGCGUGCAAACAUGGAAGGAGAUACAACAUGAAUUUAUACGUAAAUCUAUUGGAGAAUAUGAAUAA